Molecule: messenger RNA, 920 nt
Organism: Molossus molossus (Pallas's mastiff bat)
Lineage: Eukaryota; Metazoa; Chordata; Mammalia; Chiroptera; Molossidae
Gene: IL2RA
Product: interleukin 2 receptor subunit alpha
Exons: 6
Coding region: 201-920 (239 amino acids)
Biological process (GO): inflammatory response
Molecular function (GO): interleukin-2 receptor activity; interleukin-2 binding
Source: RefSeq, a predicted model, not a curated record
AAGACUUAUAAGAGCCACUCCUGCCUGUCAUAGAGACUGGAUGGACCAGCAAGGAUGGCAACUCUGAUGAAUUGAUCCUAUCAUCUCCCAUCCUCCCAGCAUGAUGCUAACAGAAGACUGACAGGAAACCUGGAAUUCUGCAGAGAACCAUCGUCUCUUCACUGUCCCUAAUUAGGCCAUCUAUCCCAGGUGCCUGGAAGAUGGAGUCACGCUUGCUGCUGUGGAGAGUCUUCACCCUCAUCAUGGUAACUGACUGCGUACCAGAGUUUUGUGGUGAUGGCCCACCAGAUCUCAAAUACGCCACAUUCAAAGCCCUCGCGUACAAAAUGGGCACCCUGUUGAACUGUGAAUGCAAGAAAGGCUUCCGCAGAAGCAAUGGGUCGGCCUUUAUGAAUUGUACAGGAACCUCUGGCCACCCUUUCUGGAAAAAUCCAUGUCAGUGCAUAAGGACUUCUCCCAGAAACAUGGAAAAACAAGCUACUCCUAGACCUGAAGAACAGAAGGAAAGAAAAACCACAGAAAUGCCAAGCCAAAUGCAGCCCACAGACCAACUUAACCUUGUAGGUUAUUGCAGGGAGCCUCCACCAUGGGAACAUGAAGCUUCAGAGAGAAUUUACCAUUUCGUGGUGGGGCAGAAAGUUCACUAUGAGUGCGCCCAGGGAUUCAGGGCCCUACAGAGAGGUCCUGCCACGAGCACCUGCAGAACGAGCAGUGGGAAGAUCAUGUGGACACAGCCCCAGCUCAAGUGCAUAAAUGAAAGUGAUAAAGAGUCUCAAGCAAGCACAGAUAGUCCUGGGAAUGAAGUUUCCUAUCCCUUAAUAACGACAGAUACUACUACAGAUUUUAAAAAACAUACAGAUGUGGCUACAACUACAGAGAUGUUCAUAUUUACCACCGAGUACCAGAUAGCAGGUGGGUAA